AUGAGGUGGGAAUACCGCAAGGAUGACCCGAUGUGCGUCGCCUCAGCCCGAAAACCUCAUGUUGAAGUGCCUAGAGUACCCAUCGGUGAUGAGAAGGCGAUACUCGCGCCUCUUUCGUGCUUUUUCCAGAGUAGCUUAACUAUCACAACAACUUUAACAAGCAGUAUCUCAAACGAAAUCACUCUUUUGGCCCAGAGUCCGGAGCAAAGAACAGCAAUAAUGGCGGAGCUGCUAGCCGGCAAGUCUCUGAGGGAAGUUGCGGAUAACUUCAGCACCACUCAAAGUACGACGGUAUCUCGAAGACCACAAAACGCUGGGAAUAACACGACAACCUCAGAUCAUAACCGCGAAAAGGGCGCGCUAGGAAGCUCAUGCCUUUGCAGAUUGUACUAA
Molecule: messenger RNA, 393 nt
Organism: Fusarium venenatum
Lineage: Eukaryota; Fungi; Ascomycota; Sordariomycetes; Hypocreales; Nectriaceae
Source: RefSeq, a predicted model, not a curated record